Molecule: messenger RNA, 1386 nt
Organism: Phytophthora nicotianae INRA-310
Lineage: Eukaryota; Oomycota; Peronosporomycetes; Peronosporales; Peronosporaceae
Exons: 1
Coding region: 733-1134 (133 amino acids)
Source: RefSeq, a predicted model, not a curated record
GGUCUUACUUCAGCUUUAGAUUGCCGAGAGUACCUAGACGCGAGGGCUGUCACCUUGCAGGCGGCGCUUCGGAGUGUGGUCUUGGUCACUUGUGUAGCUGUCGAGCACAGCAGACAUGGCGCCAACAACUUUCCUCGGCUGCCCCAUUCCCGCCUUGAGGAAGCAAGCAGUCGUGCCCUGAUACUCGUUGAUGAAAGUGUACGCCAAACAUCCGCUAGUUGACAAGCACGUGGCGCAACAGUCACCCGGCUGCAGGCCGUACACCGUCUUGAUGUCACCUCCGUAAAAAUCGUAGCCCGUGAAUUGGCGAGAACAUUGCGAAGGAAGAGAUAGGCAUUGGUAAUAGUUGGGCGCCCACGGCAUACAGUAGCUCCCGUCCGGGCAACAUUCAGGGUUGGAGGCGUCGCCACAUUUGCCGAGAUUUGUGUUGGGGCAUGCGGCGUCAGAGUGUCCGACAAACACAGCGAUUGUGGCAGCAACAACAGCGAGCAUGCGCAUCAUUGUGACAAUAGGUGCUGGUCAGAUACCGCGCUUGGGCUGUGGAUUGGAGGAAAAACCACGAGUGAGCCUUAUGCGCCACAGCGCAAAUGGAGCAUCCAGGGAGAGCUGGUACCGUGUGUCCCUUUGCUAUAAAAGAUAGGAGGCUAGUUUGCUCGAUAAUCCGGCUCCUUACAUCGAAAUAUAGAGGUGAAUCGGGUACGUGCGAGGCACAAUGCCAUUCAAAGCCAACAAAUGGCGUGCAUAUGCCACCGACAAAGAUUCUACUGCUCCAGUUGUUUCACCGAACUCUACAGCAAAGGUUGCUGUGCUUGCAAGUCUGUCAGUAAAUGGCAUUUGGGCAAGAAGACUCUUUCAUGUGGGUGUUUGCUCAGGUUGAGGUGGAUCCAGGUGGUUGUUUUGCUUUGCAAGAUGCUUUCGUUGUCUAGGAUUCUUAUGCUGCUUUCUACUGCAGGAAAUAAUGAUAAUACGGCGAUUCUGAGCCCUGCUCAACGUGACCUCCUCUCUAGAACAGCACGUGGUUUUAUCUGGCAAGAAAUCUUCUUCAUAUACGAAUACUUUGAAGUAGAACGAGGCAAUCAUUCGCCAUUUUCCUGCGUAAGCGCCUCGAUCAUGGCCCUGGUUUGGUUAGCUUGAGCAUCCAUGGCAAUCCACCACUUCAGCGAAAUCGGCUUAACUGUAGUGUGGUCUGAUCGUUAGUAGUAGCUGUCGACAGGAGACACAUUCUGCAGCGACAACGCAGCGAUACAUUAUUCUAGGUAAGCUAAGAAUGUUGUCACUAGUAUCGGUUGAAGAGAAGCUUAGCGCUACAACUAAUGAAAGUGAACGGUUGAGCCACCGCAACGGCAAGCCCCUAGCUGUCGAGGCAAUACCUAUUGAUCUCCGAAA